Cornus florida is the source of this 4061-nucleotide messenger RNA. Its product is annotated as 5'-3' exoribonuclease 3-like. Gene Ontology annotation, molecular function: RNA binding; 5'-3' RNA exonuclease activity. Lineage: Eukaryota; Viridiplantae; Streptophyta; Magnoliopsida; Cornales; Cornaceae. The record is from RefSeq and is a predicted model, not a curated record. Gene Ontology annotation, cellular component: nucleus. Bases 367 to 3774 code for a protein of 1135 amino acids. Gene Ontology annotation, biological process: nuclear-transcribed mRNA catabolic process. The transcript has 24 exons.
AUACAGUACAAUAAGAAAGUGGAAAGAGGAAAGCUGGUCAUGCUUUUGGCCACGAUAGAAGAAGAAGAUAUCUCUUUCAUCUCAACGUUCAGUUCAGAACAAACAAACCGUCUCUCUCUCUCUCUCUCUCUCUCUCUCUCUCUCGAUCUGUGUGAACCAAAAACGGUUCAUCAUUUGGUGACUCACUCUCUGUGGGCCCUGUGCACGUGCGCAGCCCUUGGGAACAAGAGCGACGUUUGUAUUGCUCUCUGCAACACCUGCUUAUUUAAUUGUAUAUCUAUUUAUAUACACACACACACGCUGAGCUAUUACAGUGACAGAUAAAAGAGUUGAGAGAGAAUAAUCUAGAGAGAGAAAGAGAGAGAGAUGGGUGUUCCUUCAUUUUACCGAUGGUUGGCAAACAAGUAUCCAGAGGUAGUGGUUAACGCCAAAGAAGAAAAGGGGGACGACAUGGACACAAGUUCGCCAAACCCAAAUGGCAUAGAGUUUGAUAAUCUCUAUCUCGACAUGAAUGGAAUCAUCCACCCCUGCUUUCACCCAGAUGAUAAUCUUUUCCCACCAACUACAUUUGAAGCUGUAUUCAACAACAUUUUUGAAUACAUUGAUCGGAUUUUCAACAUUGUAAGACCAAGAAAGCUGUUAUACAUGGCCAUUGAUGGUGUUGCGCCAAGAGCAAAAAUGAAUCAGCAGAGAUCAAGACGCUUUAAAACAGCGAAAGAUAAUGAGAAUUUUGAAGCAGAGGAGGAGAGGCUGAGAAAGCAAUUUGAAAUGGAAGGAAAGCCUGUUCUUCCGAAACAGGAAUCGGAGGUUUCUGAUUCAAAUAUCAUUACACCAGGGACAGAAUUUAUGUAUAAAUUGUCGAAGGAACUACAAAGAUACAUAUGGCAACGGAUAGACAAUGAUGCAGGAUGGAAGGAGAUAAAGGUGAUUCUUUCUGAUGCUAAUGUUCCUGGUGAAGGGGAACAUAAGAUAAUGUCUUUUAUACGCCUUCAGCGUACCUCUCCAGAUUACAAUCCAAAUACCCGUCACUGCCUUUAUGGUCUGGAUGCCGACCUGAUUAUGCUAGCGUUGGCGACUCAUGAAAUUCAUUUUUCUAUAUUGAGAGAGGAUGUAGUUGUGCAAGAGCAAACACCAAGUUACGAAUCUGCAAUUGAAGCCAGCAUUUGUGAAGCAAAAUCGAGUUCAGAAAGGUCAACAGGAUGCUUUAAACAGGCACAAGCUGAUAAAACGUCGUCUUUGAUUAAAAAGCCUUAUCAGUUUCUCAAUGUUUGGAUUCUCCGAGAAUAUCUUGAGCUUGAUAUGGAAAUCUCUGAUCCACCUGAGAACUUUAAAGUUGAUUUUGAGCGGAUUGUUGAUGAUUUUGUCUUCAUUUGCUUCUUUGCCGGGAAUGAUUUCUUACCCCACAUGCCAAGUUUAGAAAUUCACGAGGGUGCUAUAGAUUUACUGAUGCAUGUUUACAAAAAAGAGUUCAAGAAUCUGAAAGGUUAUCUGGUUGAUAUGCAACGGGUAGAUGACAAGAAAGGAGGGUAUUUGAAAUUGUCAAGACUUGAGAGGUUCAUCCUUUCAGUUGGCACAUUUGAAGAGACAAUAUUCAAGAAAAGAUCUGAACUGCAAGAGCGAAAACUUAGACGGAUCCUAUAUGAUCUUGAAGAUGCCAAAGGUGAUGAGGAAGAAAAUUCAGGUGGGAUCUCAGAGCUCAAUACAAGGGAUGUCCAUUGCGGAAUGCAUAAUGGAAGAGUCCCAACUUCUGGAGAUUCUACAAAUGUGACAUCUGAAGAAAUUUUGAAGAACACAAAGGAGUUGAAGGAAAAGUUGAAAUGUAACCUUCGCAAGACUUCAGAUGUGUUUAAAAAUGGUGGUUUCAAGAUGGACAAAGUGAAAUUGGGUGCAGCAGGCUGGAGAGAGAGAUACUAUAAGGAAAAAUUUUCUGCAGAUACCGCUGCGGACAUUGAGAGCACAAGGAAAGCAAUAGUUGAAAAGUACGCUGAGGGGCUAUGUUGGGUCCUUCUAUAUUAUUUCUGUGGAGUUCCAUCUUGGAUGUGGUACUAUCCCUAUCAUUAUGGCCCAUUUGCUUCUGAUCUAAAAGGUCUUGGAAAACUAAGAGUGAGAUUUCAGAAAGGUUUACCAUUCAAACCUUUUGAUCAACUCAUGGGUGUCCUUCCCCCAAGGAGUUCUCAUGCGCUUCCUAAAGGCUACCGAGCACUCAUGACUGAUGAGGCUUCGACGAUAAUUGAUUUUUAUCCAAAUGAUUUUGAUGUGGAUAUAAAUGGAAAGCGUUUUAUGUGGCAGGGUAUAUGCAAGCUCCCUUUUAUAGAGGAAGAACGUCUUCUUACUGUGAGUGGGAAACUGGAAAAGGACUUGAAGGAGGAUGAGGUGAUAAGGAAUACUGUAAGCGUUGAUCAAUUGUUCAUGAGAAGUUCAACCAAGUUGGGCUUGCAGAUUCUGUCCAUUUAUAAAAAUCAAGCGGCUAAGGAGCAAAGUGAGAUGAUCAAGAUUGAUACAAGUUUGAGUGAAGGAAUUAAUGGUUUUGUGCGCCCUACGCUAUUAGCUGUCAACUCUGAUGGUCCUGAGAAUGAAAUUCAGGAUCACAAUGUUUUAUCUGUGUUCUAUGAGCUGCCUCGUGAAUGUUUACACAUUCCUCGUCCUCUUGAGGGUGUUGAAUUCCCACAAAAGACCAUAACUGCAGCUGACAUUGUGGAAACACAGCUUUGGCAUGAAAGUCAGGGGAGCAGGCCCAGCAUUAGACCUCAGUAUCAGCAAAAAUACCAUGGGAGCAGGGCCAACAACAAUAGGCCUCAGUAUCAAGAAAGGUACAGAAAUGAUUUCACUCCGAAUUCUACACCAAACUCAUCUCCAGGAGUGAUGGUCAAAUGUGCUGGUUCAGGCUGGGGUGCUGGUAGAGGCAAAGAGUACACAGCUACCGCUGACUUCAGAGGAUUUGACGAAAAUUCUAGAAGAAUACAGUUUGGAUAUGGUGACACAGUCGGAGCCAGAGGGCGUGUUGGCCAUCAUGUUGUGUCACCCCAUGAGCAGAACUUCAAGUCAGGUACAUUCCAGGGAACAUAUGCGAUGAGUUCUAUUCAAGGUGAACCCAAUGGCUUCGGAGAUUUAAAAAUUGCAGAGGCCAACCAAGGCUUCAACACCUACGGAAGAGCUCAAUCAGUAAACCACAAUAGUUGGUCAUCAGGAAAUGGUGGAAGGGCUCAGCCAAUGAACCACAAUAGCUGGUCAUCAGGAAAUCGUGGAACGGCUCAGCCAAUGAACCACAAUAGCUGGUCAUCAGGAAAUCGUGGAACGGCUCAGCCAAUGAACCACAAUAGCUGGUCAUCAGGAAAUGGUGGAAGAGGUCAGGCAGUGAACCACACUAGCAGCUGGUCAUCAGGAAAUGGCUCAAUGCCUUCUAGGAACUAUGGUUGGAGGCCUACUGUGCAGUCAACUGGCACUCCCUUAGGUCAUGGCUCAACUUCUAGUGGGAACAAUCAAUGGAGGCAGAGUAUGCAGUUAAAUCCAGCAUCCUUUGGUCAUGGGCCUCGUGGCUCAACGUCUAAUGGGAACUACGAGUGGAGGCAGUGUGUGCAGUCAACUGCCAGUCCCAUUGGUCAGGGUAGAGGUGGAGGGCAAAUGACCUCAUCAACAGAGAAUACGAGCCAGACUCGGCAACAUAGUCUGGCUGCAACCGCCUCAAUGCAGGCCCAUGGAAGAGGCCAGUAUGUUCCGAAUGCUUCUGCUCCAAAUUGGAACUCAAGAAAUAAUCCAAGAAAUUCCGGUCAUUGACAAGUAUGAUCCUUUGGUAAUUCGAAAAGUAUAUCUUCUUCUCCUCCCACUCAAAACCGGCUUUUUUGAGCUUAUUUAUAUAUGCGUGGCGUGAGUUUCUUGCCAAGAUGGGUCUUUUACUAACUAAUUUUGAUUUUUGGUACUUUUCUAGCUCAUUUUACUGAGUUUCUGUUUUGAAGCAGUUGCACAAGCUAUGCCUGCUGGCUUGUCAGCUCAGAAGGCAACAAAUGAACUAAUGUCAUGAUAUGAAAAAUGAAAAAUAGUUUUAGAUUAUUGAUUCUUGCCGA